AUGCCCGCGGGGGCGAGAACCAACAACACCGCCGGAACCUCCCUACCCGAAACCGCUGGCCACACAAGUAGGAACAUCUCGGUGGAAUCAAGAGCCAUGGCACAGGAAUGCUCGGUUGAAUACCUCCAACAAGGUUUACGGGCAAGCCUGGCGCACAUACUGGGAGUAACUUCAGGCUCAUCGACACCUACAGAGGCAGGAACUAUCCCCAGCGGCACAGCUCUUCCGGAAAAUGCUGGUUUACGGGCAGGCCUGGCGCACAUCCUGGGAGUAGCUUCGGGCUCAUCAACACCCGCGGAGGCGGGAACUAUCACCGCUGGCACAACUCUACCUGAAACCGCCGGCCGGAAACGUGGGGAUAUUGCGGUAGAAUCAAGGACCAUGGCGCAGGAAUGCUCAGUUGAAUACCUCCAGCAAGGUUUACGGGCAAGCCUGGCGAGUAUCAUCGGAGUGGACCCACGCUCAUCGACCCCAAAAGAGGACAUAGUGGAGCGUAGGGCAUCGCUCAAGCCCGUUACAACCGCGCAACUAACGCCGAUGGAGGCUAAAAUGGGAGACGGAGAGUCGGAGGUGGCGUCGCGGCUACAACGCGAGUGGGGUGUUGAGCAAGAAGCGAGAGACAGAGCCGCUGCGCUCCUGGAGCUCACUGCACUCGUGCGGGCCAAAGCUUUGAAUCGGUACGACCCAGGCGAUUUCUCAAGGGAGGUGGUUUUCGGCGAAGGGAGGCACUCGGUGGUUUACAGAGUGUCCGCUACCAGGUCGUGCGGAGCAACGGGUAGGUUGGAGGAUCAUCCGUGUGGCCGCCCAGCGACGAAAGGAGCAAUGCUGAGAGAGGCUGCCGCGACGAUGGCAAGGGAGGUCAGCACUGCUAUCCUUGCAGCGGCGGAAACAGCUGUGGUUUCGAUGAAAGAAACAAACGUGUCGAAAGUUGUCGUGGCUGAAGAGACAACGGUUGUGAUGAUGAUGGCGGCGGCUCUCGUUGAGUCCGUUAUUCGCACGUCGAGUUCGGCCGUGGUGAUACCGGUGACGGCGGUGGCAUCAAGAGAGAAUGACAAAAAUAUUGGCACAGUGCUCGCCGCAAAGGAAUUCCGAUACACGCGAGCGGAUGCACCCGAGUCGAUCCUGCGCCAAGCCCAUCGAGAGGUGUGUAUGCACCUACGAGUCUCCGAUUGUGCCCACGUUGUUGCCGUCCGGGGGGUUUGGGUGCUGCCACGAGUUACAAUCCUUCUCGAACCAAUGCACGGAGGGAACCUCCACGGUUUUCUCCGAGCUAGGGUUGCCGAGGACGAUGAACGAAAAGAAGGCCACGAAACACGAAGACAACGUGCUAGGCUUGUGUCGGAGGCCGCCGAUGGUCUUGCCGCCCUUCACCACGCAGGAAUAGUCCAUCGAGACGUCAAGAGCCACAACGUGUUGGUGGUACGGCAACGACAGACGGCAUUCGGAGGUGCCGAACCUGUCGUCGUUCGUGGACGUGAACACGGCGAGAGCGACCACAACUGCACGUUCUUGGAGGGUAUUGAUGAGUCGGGAUGGGAAGCAAAGCUGGGAGACCUAGGAAGCGCAGCCUUGAUCCCCCUGGAGGGGCAGGCUGCUUUGACAGAAGAGAUCGGUACGAGUGGGUGGACGGCCCCAGAGGUGUGCGAGGGCCGCGGGUACGGAACGCCGGCGGACGUAUUCAGCCUGGGCGUGCUUAUCUGGGACGCCUUCGUGUGCGGAGCGCUUGAGAACCCCAUGUGCGGGCGGUCAGGAGACCAACUGACGGGGAGAUUGAGACCCCGUUGGCCGCAGGCACCUUUUCCAGUUGUGCCUUCGGACAUCGAGAGGUUGGCUGAGCGUUGUUGGGCCCCCGAUCCUGAAGCUCGUCCGACUGCUGGUGCGGUAGCCGCCGAGCUUCGGGCGUUUUGUUGCCGUGCUUGUGUCGAAAUUGAUGGUUAA
Messenger RNA from Ectocarpus siliculosus, 1938 nucleotides. The record is from the annotation of a GenBank genome assembly. NCBI's taxonomy places the organism in Eukaryota, Phaeophyceae, Ectocarpales, Ectocarpaceae.